CGACGAGCUCGUCUUCUUCGCCCCGCCGCCUCAAGCCACCCAAAACGCCAACCGGGAUUUAGUGUGACUUUUACAGUUGCACUACCGACCUCAAACUCUUCCCUCGCCCACCAUGAUCAUUUCGAAGCAGAACAGGCGCGUCAUCUACGAGAACCUCUUCAAGGAGGGCGUGAUGGUCGCCAAAAAGGACUUUAACGCACCUAAGCACGAGGAACUCGACGUCCCGAACCUUGAGGUCAUCAAGGCUCUCCAAUCCCUGACCUCCAAGGGCUACGUCAAGACUCAGUUCUCUUGGCAGUGGUACUACUACGUCCUUACCCCCGAGGGCGUUGAGUACCUCCGUGAAUGGCUGCACCUCCCUGCGGAAGUCGUCCCCGAAACACACCGCAAGCCCGUUCGUGCUCGUCCCGCCCAGGUCCGCCCUGGUGGAGGUGACGGUGCCUACCGCGCACCCCGUGGCGACCGUGACGACUACCGUCGUCGCGACGAUGGUGGAAAGAAGGAGGGUGCACCCGGGGAGUACAGGCCUCAGUUCGCUGGUGUCGGCCGUGGUGCUCCCAGGGAGUAAACGUCUCACACUCUCGACGUUGUCUUUCCUUCCACCACUUUUUCGGAACGGGGCAUCGGGUACGGGUCGGGUAUAGCGUGUGGGGUGAUUUGAGUGACGAGGCUAGAGUUCGGGGGGCGCACUAUGAUUAUAUGAUUUCAUCGAACCUAUCCCUUUGGUGGCUGUCCUACUUUGUUUCUGUUGCUCCGUUGCAAAAGUGUAUGAUCCCCUUCUACCGCACGCACUCAUCAUCUCAUGCACGACCUCGACUAUGCUAUGUUUUGUUUUCGC
Stereum hirsutum FP-91666 SS1 is the source of this 838-nucleotide messenger RNA. RefSeq lists its product as uncharacterized. NCBI's taxonomy places the organism in Eukaryota, Fungi, Basidiomycota, Agaricomycetes, Russulales, Stereaceae. Gene Ontology annotation, cellular component: cytosolic small ribosomal subunit. The record is from RefSeq and is a predicted model, not a curated record. Bases 113 to 568 code for a protein of 151 amino acids. Gene Ontology annotation, molecular function: RNA binding; structural constituent of ribosome. The transcript is spliced from 5 exons.